AUGUCUGCCCAGAACUCGGCGGGUAUCCAGACCCUCCUCGAUGCUGAGAGAGAGGCAUCCAAGAUUGUACAGAAGGCUCGAGAAUUCCGAACCAAGCGCGUCAAGGAGGCCCGUGACGAGGCAAAGAAGGAAAUCGCCGACUACAAGGCCAGCAAGGAAGACGAGUUCAAGAAGUUUGAAGCCGAGCACAGCAAGGGCAACGAGGCUGCCGAGCAGGAGGCGAACAAGGAGGCCGAGAAGCAGAUUGCCGUGAUUAAGGAGGCCGGCAAGAAGAACCAGGAGACCGUUGUGAAGAACCUGCUGCAGGCUGUGUUUGAUGUUAAGCCUGUGGCUGCGUGA
Molecule: messenger RNA, 339 nt
Organism: Trichoderma asperellum CBS 433.97
Lineage: Eukaryota; Fungi; Ascomycota; Sordariomycetes; Hypocreales; Hypocreaceae
Biological process (GO): proton transmembrane transport
Cellular component (GO): vacuolar proton-transporting V-type ATPase complex
Molecular function (GO): proton-transporting ATPase activity, rotational mechanism
Source: RefSeq, a predicted model, not a curated record